Messenger RNA from Cicer arietinum (chickpea), 2464 nucleotides. Its product is annotated as cation/H(+) antiporter 4-like. The record is from RefSeq and is a predicted model, not a curated record. NCBI's taxonomy places the organism in Eukaryota, Viridiplantae, Streptophyta, Magnoliopsida, Fabales, Fabaceae. Gene Ontology annotation, cellular component: membrane; endomembrane system. Gene Ontology annotation, biological process: regulation of pH; proton transmembrane transport. Gene Ontology annotation, molecular function: antiporter activity.
UCCUGAGAAGGAUUUUGGGUUUAAGAAAUGGGGAUAGUAAAUAUAAACGAAACGUUAUUUGUAUCAAUGACUAAUAUCAGCCAAACAGCUAAUAUUACACUUUAUAAUGUUUGUAUUUCCGCCCCACCCCAUAUUCUUUCAGAUGGCAUUUGGGGAGGACACACGACCGAAAGGGGUCCCUUAAAGUCAUCUUUUCCGGUAUUUCUUCUUCAAAUUAUUCUAAUUUAUGGCACAACAAGGACUUUACAUUUUCCUAUGAAAAUGUUGGGUUUUCCUGUGCUCAUUUCACAAAUGAUGGCUGGACUUAUUUUAGGAUCAUUUGUGCCGAUAUUUGAGGAGUACAAGAGAAUGUUAUUUCCUUAUGGAAGUCAAGAUACACUCGCAUCAAUAACAACAAUUGGUUUUGUAUUCUUCCUGUUUGAGACAGGGGUAAAAAUGGAUUUUGACAUGAUCGGACACUCAGGAAAAAAGGGAUGGAUCAUUUCUCUUUUUGGGGUAAUAACAUCAUUGAUUGUGGGUGGUAUUUCUCGUUCUUCGGAGUUUUUUAGUGUUUUUAAUGGCUCAAUUAGUGAAGCUAAUGUUAUAUUGAUAGGACAUAAUACAACUUCAUUUGCAGUGAUUGUUUCUCUAUUAAAUGAUCUUAAACUCUUAAACUCUGAACUUGGAAGAUUAGCAUUAUCUUGUGCUUUGGUUGGUGACGUAAUAAGCAACCUUAUUGUAACUGUAAUUUCAAGUAUUGCAAAUAACAGUUACGGCAUUCCACUUGGGGUUAGGUUGGGAUGUUUAUUUGCAAUAAGCUUAUUCAUUUUGUUAGUCUAUCGUCCUGCAAUGUUUUGGGUUAUUGAACACACUCCUGAAGGAAAAGAAGUUAAGGAUAUUUACAUCAAUAUUGUAAUUGGGAUUCUGUUUUGUUUGUGUUGGUUAUCAGGAGUAUUAGAGAGGGGUCCUGUGUUUUUACCUUUUAUUUUUGGAUUAGCUACACCCGAAGGAUCUCCAUUAGGCUCUACUUUGAUCAAAAGGAUUCAUUUGUUAGGCAUUAAAUUGUUUUUGCCAAUCUUCAUGACCACUUGUACAAUGAAGGUGGAGUCUUUGGACAUAUUUGAUUUUACACCAUCAUCAUCAACAACACUUAAAAUUGCUUUGUUCGUUUUUGUUUUUGGUUAUGUGGUCAGAAUGGUAGCUAGCCUUGUAUCUUCACUCUUUUUCAAUGUGCCUUUAAAGGAUGCUAUUUCUCUUGCCCUCAUUUUGAACUGCAAAGGUGUUGUGGAAGUAACAAUGUACUCUACUGCAUUGGAUAGAAAUGACAUCCAAUCGAGAACAUAUUCAAUAAUUAUAAUGAUAAUGAUGGUUUUAAUAUGCAUUACUCACUUGUUGGUAAAACGUAUGUACGAUCCUUCGAGGAAAUAUGUUGGGUUUCAAAAGAGGAAUAUGUUCAGUUUGAAGCCAGACUCAGAACUGAAGAUACUAGUUUGCAUUCAUAAACAACACCAUAUAAGUCCUAUUAUAAAAGUUAUUGAUCUAUGUUAUCCAACAAUAGAAAAUCCUAUCAUUGUAGACGCUUUGCAUUUAAUCGAGCUAGCUGGGAGGUCCUCACCAAUUUUCAUUUCUCACAAGAAGAAGAAAGUUGUUUCCUUAAACUUGAAUGAUUCUUACUCUGAUACUGUUGUUCUUAAUUUUAAACUCUAUGAAAAUGACAAACAAGGUGCAGCAAUAGUGAACCCUUACACUGCCAUAUCUCCACUUAACUUAAUGCAUGAAGAUGUUUGUCACCUUGCAUUGGACAAAGUUUCAUCAAUUAUGAUCCUUCCUUUUCAUAAAAAAUGGUCUAGUGAUGGAAAAGUAAUUGAAUAUGAUGACAAUAACAUAAGGUCUUUAAAUUGCAAGGUAUUGGAAAAAUCUCCAUGCUCUGUUGGAAUUUUAGUGAGUCGUAUGAAUGUUCAUUCAUCAAAUCUUCGAUUAGGUUUGGUGUUUUUGGGAGGAAAAGAUGAUAGAGAGGCUUUGUGUUUGGCUAAUAGAGCAGCAUGUGAUUCUAGCAUUGAGCUUGUGAUAUAUCACAUUUUAGAUAAAAAUUUGGAUGAAAAAGACAAGGAAAAUUUGGAGACAGCGCUUGAUAAAGCUGUGUUAAAAGAAUCUAAGCUAGAACAUUCUAGUAAGGGCAAUAUUGUAACUUUCAAAGAAAUAGAAGUGGAGGGUGGGUCCCAAACACUUGAUGUUCUUCGUCAAAUGGUAGAUGAACAUGAUUUUAUUAUAGUUGGGAGAAGACAUGGUGUCAAUUCUCCUCAAACAUCUGGGCUUGAAGAAUGGAGUGAGUUUCCUGAGUUGGGUUCAAUUGGAGAUUAUUUGGCUUCCUCAGAUCUUGAUUCCAAAACAUCUGUUUUAGUGGUGCAACAACAACAAUUGUGCCUAUAAUUGUAGAUACAUAUCUUAAUUGGUUACAUGAAAAUGCAAUUUAGAUUGUUUCUUU